Hemicordylus capensis (graceful crag lizard) is the source of this 12340-nucleotide messenger RNA. RefSeq names its product fibronectin leucine rich transmembrane protein 1 (gene FLRT1). The record is from RefSeq and is a predicted model, not a curated record. The transcript is spliced from 5 exons. Bases 1289 to 3277 code for a protein of 662 amino acids. NCBI's taxonomy places the organism in Eukaryota, Metazoa, Chordata, Lepidosauria, Squamata, Cordylidae. Gene Ontology annotation, molecular function: protein binding.
GGCGAUUUCGCUCUCGCGACUGGAAUAAGCGGCUGGCUGGCGCGAUAAACUUUGCCAAGGGGAGCGGGCUCGGCUGCCCACCCCAGCUGCACCGCACAACCCUCCUCCUCCUCCUCCUGCGACCAGGUCUCGGGAGCUGCCGCUCUUGCCCCUGCCGUGCCCUGCUUCUGUCGGCCUGGGAGGAGUGACCUUGCUACCAGCGUCUGGAGGGAAUCCUUGGAUCGGGUUGGGUUUGGAUUUGUGCGAGGUGUUUUGAAAAGGAAAACAAGGGGACAUUCUCCUCGUAGCAUUGAACAAGGGGCCCAUACAUCCUCGGGAAGCCAGCUCUGUGGGUCAGGCAACCUGGAGACCGCCGCCACUCCGGCCUGCUGGCCAAACCCGGAAGGGACCUCCCUGGGGCUCGUGGGAAGAAAGAGCCCUCUGUGAUCUGCUGGUGUGGGCUGCUCGGAGACUUGUGGCUCUGCUGUGCUUCCAAGACUUUUAAGUUCUGGAUGUUGCUGGCACUUUGGAGAGACCAAGAGAGCGAGAAACAUUUAAAAAGCGGGUCUCUGGAGACUUCUGAACCACACCAUCCCAGAUGAUAAAAUUCAAAGAAAGACACCGGUUCUCCAUUAGGAUGGAAUUGCAAAGCAGAGUCCACUCAGAUCACUGGCUCUGAAAGCAACAUAAGCCAAAGAAGACAGGGAAAGACGCCUUUGGAAGGAACGUGGCCCUUUCCUGGAGAGAAGCAUCUUCUUCUGCCAUCUUGGCGUGGCCUAUGGUGGCCCAGAAGGCAACCUUGGAAUUUAUUUGCGUACAGAAAGGAGUGGCAGGGAGGAGGCUGGCAGGCAACCUCCCAUUGUGUGAAACGACUCCUUUGGACUUGCAAGUGGUGUUGAGGCCUUCGGGGAGACUCAUGGGAAGGGGAGGCGGCAAAGAAACACGCUAAAAAAAGCCAACCCAGAUCCAAGGGAAAUCCAACCGGCCACUUCUCUGAAUCCAGCGGAAAGAUUAACCAGUCCAGACGGCUGUGGAUUAGAAGCCCCUUUUCCCACUCCUUAAGAGGCUCUUGCAAGGAGCCCAAGCUGUUCAACCGCCCCAAUCCUGCCGUGGCAGUGGUAGCAGUGUGACACAAGCGUGGCAGCUAAUCCACUUGUAAAGCCACAGCCUGAGCAGAGCAGCCACAUGUAAGAGGGACGGCCUUUGCUCCAGAUCUGAAUCGCAACAUUUGCAUGAUAACGACUUGCAGAAUUUAUUUUGGGCAGGUUCCAAAGGCCUAACACUGGGUCAGCCUAGCACCCCGCGCGCCAUGGCGACCACCUCCCCAACCGCGGCCGUGGUGACGGCCACCGUGGUGACGACGGCAGCAGCCAUGGACCUGCGGGACUGGCUCUUCCUCUGCUAUGGCCUGGUGGCCUUCCUGAGCGAGGUGAUCGACAGCACCACCUGCCCGUCCGUCUGCCGCUGCGACAAUGGCUUCAUCUAUUGCAACGACCGGGGCCUGACCUCCAUCCCGACAGACAUUCCUGACGACGCCACCACCCUCUACCUGCAGAACAAUCAGAUCAACAAUGCUGGCAUCCCCUCCAACCUGAAGAACAAGCUCAGUGUUCAGGUCAUCUACCUCUACGAAAAUGACCUAGACGAGUUCCCCAUCAACCUGCCCCGUUCGCUGAGGGAGCUCCAUCUGCAGGACAACAACGUCCGCACCAUCGCCCGCGACUCCCUGGCACGCAUCCCUCUUCUGGAAAAGCUGCACCUGGACGACAACUCUGUCUCUACGGUCAGCAUCGAAGACGACGCCUUUGCCGACAGCACCCGCCUCAAGCUGCUCUUCCUCUCGCGCAACCAUCUCAGCAGCAUCCCGUCUGGCCUGCCCCGCACCCUGGAGGAGCUGCGGCUGGACGACAACCGCAUCUCCACCAUCCCCCUCCACGCCUUCAAGGGGCUGAACAGCCUGCGGCGCCUGGUGCUGGACGGCAACCUCUUGGCCAACCAACGCAUUGCCGAUGACACCUUCAGCCGCCUGCAGAACCUCAGUGAGCUCUCGCUGGUGCGCAACUCCCUGGCGGCCCCACCUCUCAACCUGCCCAGUGCCCACCUUCAGAAGCUGUACCUCCAGGACAACGCCAUCAGCCACAUCCCCUACAACACCCUGGCCAAGAUGAGGGAGCUGGAGAAGCUGGACUUAUCCAACAAUAACCUGACCACCUUGCCCAAAGGGCUUUUUGAUGACCUUGACAGCCUCUCCCAGCUUCUGCUCAGAAACAACCCCUGGUACUGCGGCUGUAACCUCAUGUGGCUGCGGGACUGGGUCAAAGCCCGGGCUGCGGUGGUGAAUGUGAGGGGGCUGAUGUGCCAGGGCCCCGACAGGGUCAGAGGCAUGGCUAUCAAGGACAUCACCAAUGAGAUGGACGAGUGCUUUGAGGUGGGCCCACAGGGCAACUCAGGUGCCGUGGCAGCCAAAACGACGGCCAGCAACGCUGCUGUCACUACACCGCAGGGCUCCCUUUUCACGCUCAAGGCCAAAAGGCCCGGCAUCCAGCUCCCAGACUCCAACAUUGACUACCCCAUGGCCACUGGGGCCGGAGCCAAAGCACUGAUUCUGAGCGUCAAGCCACUGACAGCCGACAGCAUCCGCAUCAGCUGGAAGGCGAUGCUGCCGGCGGCCUCUUUCCGCCUCAGCUGGCUGCGCCUGGGCCACAGCCCGGCCGUGGGCUCCAUCACAGAGACCCUGGUGCAAGGCGACAAGACAGAGUACCUACUGACAGCUCUGGAGCCCAAGUCUACCUACAUCAUCUGCAUGGUCACCAUGGAGACGGGCAGCACCUACAUACCUGACGAGACUCCUGUGUGUGCCAAGGCGGAGACGGCGGACAUGUAUAGUCCCACCACCACCCUCAACCACGAGCAGAACAUUGACCCAAUGGCCGGGCUGCCACUGGCAGGGAUCAUUGGUGGGGCAGUGGCCUUGGUCUUCCUCUUUCUGGUCUUGGCCGCCAUUUGCUGGUACGUCCACCGGACAGGCGAGCUGCUGACACGAGAGCGAGGCAGCCGGAAGAAAGACGACUACGUGGAGUCAGGCACCAAGAAGGAUAACUCCAUCCUAGAGAUCAGAGGACCUGGCUUGCAGAUGCUGCCCAUAAACCCUCAUCGGGCUAAGGAGGAAUACGUCAUCCACACCAUAUUCCCUUCCAAUGGAACCAGUCUGUACAAAAGCACCCAUACCAGCGGCUACGGCACAACUCGUGGGUACAGAGACGGGGGAAUUCCAGACAUAGACUACUCGUAUACAUGAUGCAAAAUUCCCCCUCCUCCCACAUAAAGCCUCCUUCCACCCCACCCAAACUCUUCCCUGUUUUUACCCCCCUUCCCAUCAUACACCCCAGGGUUUUGCCAAGAUGGAAAAAUUGCAAAGCAAACACAAAAAACUGUUUUCCAAGUAGAACCAGGUGGAACGAAAGGGAGGGGAGGGGAAGGAAGUUUUACAAAAGAAAAAAACAAACCGCAAACCUAUUUUGUAGAAAAACACAAAAGUUUUUAAAAAGUAGACAUGGAGGGAAAGAGACAUAAUUUAUAUUUAAUAUACCAGAUUUAAAAGAACACAAACACCCAACUCAGACCAUCAAGGAACAUUGUGGGUGGUGGUUUUUUCCUCCCGAGGGUGGAGGAGGGUUAGGGGAAGUCCUGGAAGGGGGGAAAAAAGCUACCUGUUUUAUCUUUCUUCCUGUAUAAAUCUUCUAUUUUGUUCAGGGGGUAGAUUAUAAAAAAAAACAAAAAACAAAAGAACACGUCAAAAUGUCUUUUCUGGUGGCUAAACUGUUGACUGUAGAGGGGCGAGGACUCGUGUGAAUCCGCUUCCAGUUCUCCUUUUGCAUCCUAUAACUCUGCUUUUCUUACAGGUUCCACGUUUUUCAUGCCAUUUGAGAGAGGAAAAUAUAUCUAUCUAUAGCCUUUGGGUUUGGGGAGUUGCCUGAACCAAACCUUCCAUUCCCACCUGCUGUAGCUGCCUGGAUGUCCCCUUGCCCACCUCCCCUGCUGCAGCGCCAGGAAACCUUCAACUCCGGUCUUCUGCUCAACACAAACUGAACAGAUGAAUCUCCAAGCAGUUACCUCUUCCUCCCCCCACCCCUUGUCCUCUCCCUUGGGACAAUCACUCAAGAUUAUUCUCUUCGUAGAAAUAAUUCAAAAUGUAGCCCUGUCUUUUUAGCAAAAAAGCAAACAAAAACUGAUGUGGAGACAGCCCAGGCCAGCGUCUUCCAGCCAGCAAGAUGUUCCUCCCAAGGCGGGGACCCCGGAGUCCUCAGAAUGAAUCUCAGGUUCACACAGAGCGUGGCUGAUUUUGAGAGGUUAAGGAAAGAGAAGCAGGUUUUGGUUCAUGUUUUUCUGCACUGAUUCCAGGCGAGGCCAUCCAUCACUCCCAACCAAGACAGUCAAGGCUUUCUUUGGUCUCCUUCCAGCACCACUGUACUGCUUUGGACCUCCAGAUGUGCACCUGUGAAUGCCAGGCAUGUGAGAAGGCCCUAGGGGGCAACGCUCCACAGGACGGUCUGCACAACUUGCGCCCUGUCGAGUCAGAGGCAGCACAAAUCCUAUCUACUAUGGCCUGCCAGAAGGGUUGGGGCUUCUUGGCAUUCCCAGGCAGGGAGCAAAAGCAGGUGACUUGUUGCACCCCUAGUGGGCCACCAUUAGAGGAGAGCUGGUCUUGUGGUAGAAGGUAGCAAGCAUGAAUUGUAUCCUUUGCUAAGCAGGGUCUAUCCAGGUUUUCAUUUGAAUGGGAGAUGACAUGUGUGAGCAUUGUCAGGUGUUCCCCUCGGGAGAGGGGGCUGCUCUGGGAAGAGCACCUGCUUGCUUGCAUGCAGAAGGUCCCAAGUUCCCUCCCUGUCAGCAUCUCCAAGACAGCACUGGGAGAGACUCCUGCCUGCGACCUUCACUGCCAGUUUGUAUAGACAAUACUGAGCUAGAUGGAUAUAAGGCAGCUUCCUCUGUUCCUACCAUGUGUGGUUAGUAAGCUGCCUUCGUUUUGGUGGGCCACAAGUUGUGCAGGCUGUUCCGGGGCUCGAAUGGCUCCUUGGAGGACUGGUGUUCUCUAGGGCAAUCAGAGGGAAAUGGAUACCAUUGUUUGAUGGCAAGCACUCAAAAGCUACAUCCGGACAUGCGCCCAUGUGGGGAACAAUGCUUCUAUCAUGGAGCUUGCCUGGAGAUGAAGCCUCCCAAAGGCCAUGUUGGAGAUGGAAAGCGUUGACAGUGAGCAACAAGGAGCAGAGCGGCCUCUGUCCUCGUGCCUGGAAGCCAUUGCAGCUGGUCGUCGUCAAAGUGUGAGAAAUGAGCUGGGAACAGAGUGGUUGUGUGUACAUGCCAUGCAUGUGCCAGGCUCCUGGGUUUGGUUGCCAGUGAAGCACUCGGUGCAGUGGACCCCUGGUCUGAGGGAGCUUAGGAGUCUGCCCAUUGCCAGCCUCACACACUGCUGUUUCCACUAAACCUGAGGGUGUAGAAUGUGGGUCGUAGAGGCCCAAAAAAUGCUGAGGAUGGGUGUGUGGGUGGUGGAGUUGAGAUGAAGAAUUCAUGGGAAAGAAGCUCAGAUUUAGGAGGGUCCCCAGGCCCCGCUAGUGGUGUGUAGGCAUCUUGUCAAGAGCUCUUUGCCAUGAAGGCUAGGUGGAGCUUCUACAUUCAGAGGAAUACAAAGACGAGGAGGAGGCCAUCUUGUUCACACUUCUCCAGAGUCAAUUUCCACAGUUGGAAACAGAAUGCUGGAUUAAGAUGGCCUUUGUCUGAUGUUCUCAAACCCCUAAACAGAAUGUGGGAAUGGGGCUCUCCCAUUUGCAGCUCCUCUUUUCCUUCUUCAUGGGAGCCAUAGUUGUUCUUGCCUUGUGUUAAGAUUUAAAUAUUUCUCAAAGAUAAAAGAUCAGGCAGGACACAAUUAAGUGCAAUUCUACAUCGCCAAGCAGAGGGAAGUUGGAAUGCUUGCCUGUUAAAUACAUUCAGUGCUGGAAAGAUUAGUCCACGGUUCAGUUCAAAGCCCAGCCUGCACCACUGGUGGCCAUCAAGUCUAAUGUGUCUCAUCAGUCACAAUCUGUGACCCUCCCAAAUGUUCAAGCAGGGGGUGAAUCAAGUCCCCCAGUGGCUCACCAGACAAGUCUGGCGGACUGUGUUGGGCUUGGCAGGUCACAAGGUGUACAGGCCUGAUUUAGGCAGGAUUUGGCAGAGAGCCCCAGGGGUCACCCAGAAGCCCCCACAACGCAAACCAACAGCAAAAACCAACAAAGCCCACACAACAUAGAGGAAUCUGUUAGAAGUCACUUUACAUGUCACUCAACAUACUGUCUCUCAUGUGUAUGAAUCUGCCACAUUUCAACCCCUUAAUUUCCAAGAAUGGCAAUAAAUGGGAUUAGCUGGCUAACUGGAGAGCAGGCAAUAAACGCGCCAUUAGAGGCUUCUUUCAGAAGCUUCUCUGCUCCUCAGUGGGGCUCUCUGACAGGCUUGUAUUCCUUAAUAGCAACAAUAACCACCACUUGGGAAGAGGGGAAAAAAGCAUUUUAAGCUGCUUGUGACAAAACAAAGUGACAGUAAAGCGGGGGGGGGGGGAGAGAGAGGAGCAGAAAAAGAAAAAUCUUAAGAGCCUGGACAAUUGCCGGGAAAGUGGCAGAACAAACCUUAGCAUCCAACAACUUCCCAGUGGGCAGUUCAUUCCUCUCUGGAUUAGAGUUCAUAUCCAGCCAUGCAGCUGGCUACUUGCUUUCAUGCAAGGUGGUAUAGUCCUAACCAAUUGUUACUGGCCCUUCCAGUAAUAAACUGAAUUAGAUUCCAAUCUAAUCAUCAGUGCUAGGUAUAUAGCACGAUAUAAUCUCUGGGAAAUAGCAAAACACCUAACAAUUCAGGCUGGGCAUUAUUAUUAACAGUGAGGUCUCAGAGAAAGAGAAACUCCUGUCUCACGGGCACGUAGCUCUUCAGGAGACGGGCUCCCAUGGCUCUGAUUCCGUACCCCAGGUGCUCUGCAUAAAAUGUACCUUUCUGUAGCUGCAGAUCCCAGCCCUUGAUUAUCAGUAUGCAAAUUUAUGCAGCUCAUUAGCAGCGCACUGAAAUAACCAGUGGAGGCGGUGGGGGGGAGUUUAAAAGCACCCAUCCACAGAAGUCAUUCUGGAAAGGAUCGGUAGGUGGGUGGCUGGCUUAUUUCCUUCCUAUUAAACAUCAUCAACAAGGAAAAGGCAACAAAAAUGAGCGUGCGCUCCAGGCUGGCUAAUAUUUACACACUGAAUGCCACUUCACACCAUCCGGGCCUUGGACCCAGCUUGCCAGUCUCGCCUCCCGUGAAGUGCAAUUUUAUUAAGCGUUUAACUCUAUAUACAGUACUUAACAAACAGAGCUAAUGAGAGUGGGCUCUCAGGGAGGAUGCAUUUAGCACAAUACAAAAACAAAAAAAACUUCCCACCUUUCCCUGCUGUUCAUUAAUUCAGGUGAUUCAAGGGUUGUUUGGUGCACGCUUGCUGCCAGCACACACAUGCGCGUGCACACACACACACACACAUCCUGCCUUUACGGUAACAAGCAAUUUGCAGCUCAGCUUGCAAAGUUUCCGUUUAAGAGGGAGUGUUUUUUUUAAAAAAUACAUACAUAAAGCAAGAGACCAGUGGGAGGGAAGAAAAGUUUAAAGGCUGGUUUCUUUCCUUCAUUAAGCAGCCUUUGAACUUGGCCUCCCUCUGCCCUUUCUUGGAGGGUGGCAACAGAGCACAGCCACGGCUAGAGAGAUGUAGGUGGGAAAUCUCAUGGUGCAUUUGUCAUGGAGCCUGGAGGCUUGAACCAGGAUCCUUGCAGGUUGGGACUGGGACUAAGCCUAGCGAAUUCUGGGGAACUGUGUGUGUGUUUAAGUCCGAGCACCCUUUUUGGGCACAGAUGGGAAUUGGUGGGGCGGGGGGGGAAUACAACAGGGACCCUUGUGAUUGGCAGGUUAAUACAAAGCUUCCAUGUCACCUUAAGUGGCGCAGCAGGGAAAUGCUUGACUAAGAAGCAGAAGGGUGCCAGUUUGAAUCCCCGCUGGUACUAUAUCGGGCAGCAGCGAUAUAGGAAAAUGCUGAAAGGAAUCAUCUUAUACUGCGUGGGAGGAGGCAAUGGUCAACCCCUCCUGUAUUCUACCAAAGACAACCACAGGGCUCUGUGGGCGCCAGGAGUCGAAAUCGACUUGACGGCACACUUUACCUUAUCUUUACGAAGCCUCCAGAUUGGGCCAGGCCUGGCAUACAUACUGGAACCCUGGUCAACAGAGCAGAAUCUUCAGUUUGUUGCAUUUCAUGCCCCAAGGCCCCAACUGGACUGCAGGGCCCCUGGGUGCGACAUUGGGCCAGCAUAGCGUAGUGGUUAGAGUGUUGAACUAGGACUGGGAAGAUCUCAUUCAACCAUGAAACUAGCUGGGUGACUCUAGGCCAGUCACUUAACUCUCAGCCUAACCUACCUCACAGGGUUGUUGUGAGGAUAAACAUAUCCAUGUACACUGCUCCUCGGAGGAAGAGCGGGAUAAAGUAUAAAAAUGAAUGGAUGCAUGCAUUGCAAAGUUGCAAACCCCCACACCAUCCCAAGCCUGCCCUUGGGUACAGCUGCUACAACCUGGCCAUGACAGUGCAAUCCCCCAAGAUGUGAAUUGCUAAAGCCUCCCUGCGUUUAGGGCUCUUUAUCUUCCCUCAUCCACCAUUUCAGCCUCUCUGCACCUGCCCUCCUGGCUGCAUUUCUUUUAGUUUCCCUUUGAGCUUCCUGGUAGAGGCAGUGAAAAGCAGUAUCCAAAGCAGCACAGCCCCAGCCCCUAACUUCUGUCUUUCUUUUCUCUCCCUCUCCACCACUUCCUUCCAACACACCACCAUGAAAAGCACGGUGGUCAUCUGCCAUGCUCUGUUUCCAAGGUGGAGACUAGGGCUCCGCAGUUACCCCAAGCCUUCCUUCUGUCCAGUACUGAGGCAUUUGCUUUCCUUUAGGGGGUGAACAGAGAGAUGGGCAGCUGGGUUUCCACAAAUCCUUGCACAAGCUGGGUAGAGAGAAGGGAAACAAAAUACACACCUCUGUGCAGACAUUGGUCAACAUUCCAUUACUCUCCCUGGGGUGCUCCCAUCCCCAACUAGUUCAGCAUGCAUGUGCUGGUCCUAAAAUGCACCUCCAUGUACAGAGCUGCUUUCUUGGCAUGGGGUGGGGGGAGAGAAAGACCCCAAAGGCACAUUAAGUGGUCUGGGAAAGCCAGAAUAUCUGCAGACUUUCUGUGGACAUCCAAACAUGCGAGGAGGCCAAGAGGAAAGCUCUGGAAAUAAACAGGGACAGGUCUUGGGCGUUCCUAAUUAAAACCCCAGCACUCCAUCGGCAGAGCAGAAUCUUGAGUCCAAAUCUUAGAAGCUGGCGACAGCACACAAAGUGGCUGAGCGAGCAAGCCAGCCAGCCAGGCCAAGGGCCUGUGGCACACUUCCCCACUCGCCCACCCUACCAUGAGGCAGUGUGGCCCAUCAGACUCGCUCAGCUAUUUGUUCAGUCUGUCCCAUCUACUGUGACAGCUGCCUUGGGCUCUUCACUUGCUCGGCACAAGAGCACUUAGCGCUCAUCUCUGAGUGACACACAUACACACACCACUUUUGCCCUGGAUUUCCUGCUGCGUCUUCCAUUUCCCCAACAUGCCCGGGCUCCUCUGUCCCCCCAGACAUGUCAGGCCCACCGAAUCUGGACCCAGCCAGCUGCUUUCCCCCUCUAUUUUCCUCUGCGUCCAACUCUUGUCCACACGGCGAUCACUUUAGUCUAGUCUUCAACAUGUUCACUCCCAGAGCCUACCUCCAGUUCCAACAUGCCCCUCAGAAUCCACCCUUUGGCCACAUACCCCACCUUCCUCUUUCUCCUCUUGCAAAAAGAGAAAAUGAUGGCAGUGCCAUCUCCACUGGCACAAACCAUCUAAGGCUAGGAUGUGAUCCAGUUUUUAUUUCACAUAUUCGUUUUGAGGAGUGCUAUCCCACCUUGCAAUGAAUAUUUUCAAGGCUGCUCACUUAAUAGCUGCCUUGGGAUUUUAAUGAAAGGCAGGAUUGGUUGGUUGGUUGGUUGGUUUCAAAAUCAGUACAAAAUAAAUAGUUAACCUGACAAGAAAAGCACCCACAAUUCCUGCAAGCACCUCGUCUGAAACAGGCAAGCAGCAGCUCCAUACCCUAAAACACCGCCCCGCAGCAAGAAAGCCAGCCAUUAAAAGUCUGAGCAAAGAGGAAGGCUUGGCACUUGCAACUCCAAUUGAUCAGCACAGGAGCCAGGCAAGCCCCCUUGGGGGGAAGCACUAAAAGUGGGGGAACUGGUUGCCACGCACACCUGAUUUCUGUUGUGGGGACUGACAGAGGAAAAGGCCUCCAAUGGGAUCCUCUUAAUGCAGGGUCCCCAGGGGUUGCUGGACUAUAGCUCCCAUCGCCACUGGCCAAGCAGCCCAGAUUAAUCCCGUUAAGAAUGACCCUCACAAGACAGAGGGGCAGGUCUCAAGACGCCUAGGACUGUCCUUUCCUUUCCCCAGCAUCGCCUUCCAGGGCCCUUGAACUGGAGAUACCAGAGGCCAAGUCCAGGAACUCCUGCACGCAAAGCGUGGGCUCGGCCACCAAAGCAACAAGAGGUGGGACUGAAAAGGUCUAAAUGGUGGUUUCUGCUCAGGGCUUGGGAUGCAGAGGGCUGGAAAGAAGGGGAAAGGCACAGAACUGACAAAGGCUCUCCUGUUCUUCACAGGCAAUGGGUGGGGUCGCAGGACAGUCUCAAUCGGCACCUUUGGUGAGGGGUGUGCUGUGCCAUGGACCAUCUUUGGAACCAAGGAGGCCUAGCACUUUAGUGUCCCCAGCCUGCCUUCCCUUUUAGUUCAGAACUGGCACAUUAGUACAUACUAUGCUUUAGAGGUCAGCUGUUAGUCUAGGUUGGGGAGCGGAGCAUCCAAUACCUGCUCUUGUGCCCUGUGGCAAGUCAGGCAACUGAUUCGGCCAUUCUGCCAGGUGGAGGGGGGAAAUGGAGUAAGUGUCAGGGCACACAGGAAAGGGCCUAACUCUGAUCACCAUUCGCAACCUCCACCACAUCCUCCGCCAUCUUGAAUACCUGAUCACUGGUGCUAAAGCCACUUGGGCCAAGGGGAGGUUGUGAAGGAGGAGGAGGGGACAAGAAGACCAUCAGGAGGGUGGCUGAAAGGAAGCAGCCCAAGCACAGGGGGAAAGCCAGAGCUGAGAUUCAGGAGGGCAGGAGAGAGCGGGCGGAAGCGCACAAGCAUGGUUCCAACCAGUCGUGAGAUGUAGUCCUGGCUUCAUGGCAAUGGAUCAUAGCCCAGCGAUCCAGAGCCAGGGCUGAUCAGACACAGAAGAGUGUACACCAUCUAAGCGUUUGCAGUCCAUUCAGUAGUGAGGCCAGGAGAUCCACAUGCAAAUCAGAUGGGAAGAUUUGGUGCCCUCCCUCCUCUUGGCAGGUUGGCUGGUUGGUUAAGGCCUGGGCUGAAAGACCCAUACUCUAAACCCACAGAUCGUGGGGGUGGGGGUGGGGGCUGGCAUUUGAUAGUAGCUGAGCAUCACAAACCAAUGCAGAAAGUAGGAGAGAAAAUAAGGCUAGCUGUUAAAUCCAACCCUUUGAGAUGGUCCUCUCUCAUGUGGGUCUUCAUGACGGUUCGGUUCCAAGCCAAGAAUUGCCUCCCACUAUCUUGCUGAGGGACAAGCAUGUCCUUGAACAAGCCAAUGCAACAGGAAGACGCAAGAAGCCUCUUUUGUUCAUGUCGACAACCUCUUAAGCAGAACAGGCUGGUCAACUUGCAUCAGCAAUGGUUAUGAUCACAGGAAUCAUUGAUCAGGGCCAAGGAAGGCUAAGGGAGGAGAACAGGGUGCGUCACUGAAACACUGGCCACAGUUCCCGGUGGUGGUUGUCUGACGGAAGUCUCUUGCAAGCAGUCAAGCAUGAAGGAAAAGGCCUCCAACUAUCUCUGCUGAAAGAUAGGCGGCUCAAGCACCCUUCUCUUGACCAGUUUCGUUGGUCAGAAGUGACCCAAGCCACAGCUCUCUUCGCUUCUGCUGAGCCCCAGGCAGAUGAAGGUCAGAAUCCCCACCCCGGACUCACUCUGCCAGACUAAGGGUGGUCUCCCCUUUCCCCUUUUUGUCUCCAGAGAACCCAAAGUGCUCUCUUCUGCGUGCCCUUUGGCCUCCUUCUCGUUUUAGGUGCCUUGAAAAUUUUCAGACUUUUCAAAUGAAUGUGCCGCGAGUUCCCUUAGUCCUUCUUUUGGGUUGGUUUGUUUUUCAUAGAAAAACAUAAAAGAGUACACGGUUUUUUUAAAAACCAAAAAAAAAUGAUGAUUAUAAAAAUGAAAAUCUUUCCUUGCCCUUUCUUGGAAUAAAAUAGAAAAAGAUUU